Falco peregrinus (peregrine falcon) is the source of this 1245-nucleotide messenger RNA. It is a transcript of the gene PHOX2B, whose product is annotated as paired like homeobox 2B. Gene Ontology annotation, biological process: regulation of transcription by RNA polymerase II. The record is from RefSeq and is a predicted model, not a curated record. NCBI's taxonomy places the organism in Eukaryota, Metazoa, Chordata, Aves, Falconiformes, Falconidae. The transcript is spliced from 3 exons. The coding region runs from base 184 to 1068 and encodes 294 amino acids. Gene Ontology annotation, molecular function: RNA polymerase II transcription regulatory region sequence-specific DNA binding; DNA-binding transcription factor activity, RNA polymerase II-specific.
GAGACCUCAGGCAAGGCAUCUCAUAGGAGGCUUUUUCAUAAAACUAGGCUCUGCUGGUAGUAAGGAGGCCACUCUCGAAGCAGGCGUUGAGCUGUGCACAUCUCCCCACCACAGGCACCUUCUCCAUAUAUCCAGCUUUUAUUUCAUUUUUUCCACUUGGCUGAGCCAUCCAGAGCCUUUUCAAUGUAUAAAAUGGAAUAUUCUUACCUCAAUUCCUCUGCCUACGAGUCCUGUAUGGCUGGGAUGGACACUUCGAGCCUGGCUUCAGCUUAUGCUGACUUCAGUUCCUGCAGCCAAGCCAGUGGCUUUCAAUAUAACCCUAUAAGGACCACUUUUGGGGCCACCUCUGGCUGCCCAUCCCUCACUCCAGGAUCCUGCAGUCUCGGCUCUCUUAGGGACCACCAGAGCAGUCCAUACGCAGCAGUUCCUUACAAACUCUUCACCGACCACGGGGGUUUAAACGAGAAGAGGAAACAGAGGCGGAUCAGAACCACGUUCACCAGCGCCCAGCUCAAGGAACUGGAGAGGGUGUUUGCAGAGACUCACUACCCCGAUAUAUACACCCGGGAGGAGCUGGCGCUCAAAAUAGACCUCACCGAGGCGAGAGUGCAGGUCUGGUUCCAGAACCGCCGCGCCAAGUUCCGUAAGCAGGAGCGGGCGGCGGCUGCGGCGGCGGCGGCCGCCAAGAACGGGGCGGCCGGCAAGAAGUCCGACGCCUCCCGCGACGACGAGAGCAAGGAGGCCAAGAGCACCGACCCCGACAGCACCGGCGGCCCCGGCCCCAACCCCAACCCCGCGCCCAGCUGCGGCGGAGGCGGUGGCGGCGGACCCAGCCCCGCCGCCGGGCAGGGGGCGGCGGGGCCCGGCGGGCCGGGCGGGGAGCCGGGCAAGGGAGCGGCGGGGCCCGGCGGGCUGGCGGCGGCGGGGCCGGGGCAGGGCUGGGCGCCAGGGCCCGGGCCCAUCACCUCCAUCCCCGACUCGUUAGGCGGCCCCUUCGCCAGCGUCCUCUCCUCGCUGCAGCGGCCCGGCGGCACCAAAGGCAGCCUCGUCAAGAGCGGCAUGUUCUGAGCGGCGGCGGCGGCGGCGGCGGCCCCUCCCGCUCAUUAGUAUCCGCCGCCCGCCCAUCGUAACGACCAGGGGCCCGGGCUGCGCCGGGCUCCGCGGGGCAGGGACCCCGCGCCCCCACGGGGGGCCGCGCCCGGCUUCCCUCGCCCCCGGCCCGGCGGCGGGGCCGGCCCCGCAGCG